AUGUGUGGUCAUCCUCUGCUUGAAGCAUUUCGCUUUUGCUCUCUUGGAUGGAAUCUCGAAGGCAUAAAAGAGGAUAUGGAUAUGCCAGCCAUGGUGGAAAUCGGUAUUGAAUAUAGAGGAAAGGAUGAUGUGACUAGCAAUGAUAAUGUUGGUUCUAGUACUGCUUGUAUCAAAGAUAGUUGCAAUGACAACAAUGAAGAAGAACCACCACCAAAAAGGAUUGUUCAUCACCGACGCUAG
This is a messenger RNA of Miscanthus lutarioriparius, 240 nucleotides long. The record is from the annotation of a GenBank genome assembly. Lineage: Eukaryota; Viridiplantae; Streptophyta; Magnoliopsida; Poales; Poaceae.